This is a messenger RNA of Vicia villosa (hairy vetch), 3008 nucleotides long. RefSeq names its product disease resistance protein RUN1-like. The transcript has 4 exons. NCBI's taxonomy places the organism in Eukaryota, Viridiplantae, Streptophyta, Magnoliopsida, Fabales, Fabaceae. Gene Ontology annotation, biological process: defense response; signal transduction. The record is from RefSeq and is a predicted model, not a curated record. Bases 57 to 2840 code for a protein of 927 amino acids. Gene Ontology annotation, molecular function: ADP binding.
ACUACUGAAAACUAACAACAAUUUCUUCCUUCAGUUUAUGAAAUCACAAAUCAUCCAUGUCUUCCUCUGAAAAUUUCUGGAACGUUGAUUGGGAUGCUGAUCUUGAUGGUAUGAAAUUCUCCAACUAUACCACUCGUCAUUGGGAUGAUGAUCGUGAAUAUAAUUCUAACAUAUUCAGAAAUCACGACGUGUUCUUGAGUUUCAGAGGCGAAGACACUCGUGCAUCAUUCACUUCGCAUCUCUCUGCGUCUCUUCAAAAUGCCGGAAUUAACGUUUUCAAGGACGAUCAAUUGAUUCAAAGAGGAGAUCGCAUCUCAUCCGCACUACUUCGAGGGAUUUACGGUUCUAGAGUUUCUGUUAUUGUGUUCUCGGAAAACUACGCUGGUUCGCGAUGGUGUCUUCAAGAGUUGGUUAGAAUAAUGGAGUGCAAGAGAAAUGUUGAUCAGGUGGUAGUGCCUGUGUUCUACGGUGUAGAUCCGUCGGAAGUUCGCCGUCAAACCGGUGAGUUUGGAAAGAGUACUUUUGAAUUGGACGAAUACAUGAAGCAAAGUUGGAGAAAUGCGCUUCGUGAGGCCGGUGGCAUUGCAGGAUUUGUUGUCCAAAAUUAUAGGAAUGAAAAUGAGGUUAUCAAGGAGAUUGUUAAAAAUGUUACACACAUACUUGACAUACCAGACUUGUUCGUUGUUGAUAAUCCGGUUGGAGUUGAAUCUCGAGUGCAAGAUAUGAUCCAACUUUUAGAAACUCAACAAUCAAAUGAUGUUAAACUACUAGGGAUAUGGGGGAUGGGUGGAAUCGGUAAAACCACCAUUGCAAAAGCCAUUUACAAUAAAAUUGGCCGUGAUUUUGAAGGUAGGAGCUUUCUUGCAAAUAUUAGGGAGGUUUGGGAGCAAGUUCGUGGACAAAUAUCUUUACAGGAACAACUUAUGUACGAUAUUUUCAAAGAAACAACGAAGAUACAAAACAUUGGAUCAGGACAAUCUAUACUAAAGAGAAGAUUAUGUGGAAAAAGAGUAUUACUGGUACUUGAUGAUGUGAAUGAACUAGACCAAGUAUAUGCUUUGUGUGGAAGUUGUAAAUGGUUUGCUCCAGGGAGUAGAAUAAUCAUCACAACCAGAGAUAAACAUAUACUUAGAGGGGAUAGAGUUAACAAAAUAUACACAAUGAAAGAAAUGGAUGAAAGUGAAUCUCUUGAGCUUUUUAGUUGGCAUGCAUUCAAGCAAACGAGUCCCAAAGAAGAUUUUUAUGAAAUUUCCAAAUAUGUAGUUAAGUAUUCUGGGGGGUUGCCGCUAGCUCUGGAAGUCCUUGGGUCUUAUUUGUUUGAUAGAGAAGUAUCUGAGUGGAUUUGGGUAUUGGAGAAACUCAAAAGAAUUCCCAAUGAUCAAGUACAUAAAAAGUUAAAAAUAAGCUAUGAUGGUUUAAAUGAUCAUACAGAGAAAGAAAUAUUCCUUGGCAUCGCCUGCUUCUUUAUUGGGAUGGAUCGAAAUGAUGUUAUACAUAUAUUAAAUGGUUGUGAAUUUUUCGCAAAAAUUGGUGUACGCAUUCUUGUCGAGCGAAGCCUUGUAACUGUUGAUGAUAAGAACAAACUUGGCAUGCAUGAUUUACUGCGGGAUAUGGCAAGAGAAAUCAUUCGUAAGAAAUCACCAAAGAGGCCUGAGAAGCGUAGUAGGUUGUGGUUUCAUGAGGAUGUGCUUUAUGUUUUGUCAAAACAUAAUGGAAGAAAAGCUGUUGAGGGACUGGCUUUGAAGCUGCCAGGUCAUAGUACAAAACGUUUUAGUACCAAAGCAUUUAAAGACAUGGAAGAACUCAGAUUGCUUCAACUUUCUGGUGCACAACUUGAUGGAGAUUUUAAAUAUCUUUCAAGAAAUUUGAGAUGGUUGCGCUGGAAUGUAUUUCCUUUAUCAUGCAUACCUUCGAAUUUCUACCAAGGAAAUUUAGUUUCCAUUGAGUUAGAAAACAGCAAUAUCAAACUUGUGUGGAAAGAGAUGCAGAGGAUGGAGAAGCUGAAAAUUCUCAAUCUUAGUCAUUCACAUUAUCUGACUCAGACCCCCGACUUUUCAAACUUACCUAAUCUUGAAAAACUAAUACUCAAAGAUUGUCCAAGGGUGUCUGAGGUUUCUCAUAGCAUUGGACAUCUCAAGAAAGUUCUUCUGAUAAAUUUGAAAGACUGUAUUCGUCUUUGUAACCUUCCAAGAAACAUCUAUACGUUGAAAUCUCUGAAAACUCUCAUUCUAUCUGGAUGUUUAAAGAUUAACAAGUUGGAAGAGGACUUGGAACAAAUGGAAUCUCUAACCGCUCUGAUUGCAGAUAACACUACUAUAACAAAAGUGCCCUUUUCCGUUGUAAGGUCAAAAAACAUUGGAUAUAUUUCUUUGUGUGGAUACAAAGGAUUCUCCCGCGACGUGUUUCCUUCUAUCAUUUGGUCUUGGAUGUCACCGACAAAUAAUCUCUCACCCAAUGCCAUGUCAUCCCUUGUUUCAAUAAAUGCAUCAAAUAGUAUUUCCAACAAUCUAUCAUCUAUUUCCAGAGUCCUUCCUAAGCUUCAAAGUCUUUGGCUGGAGUGUGAAUCGGAUCUUCAACUAUCACAAGAUGCAGCAAUAAUUUUGAAUGCUUUAAGUGCAACAAGUUCUAAGGAAUUGGAAUCAACUGCAACUACAUCACAAGUACUAGAUGUAAAGACUUUUUCAUUAAUUGAAUGUCGCAGUCAAGUGCAAGUUUCAACAACAAAAACUUCCAUGAAAUCUCUUUUAAUUCAAAUGGGAAUGAGUUGCAUAAUCACCAAUCUUCUAAAGAAGAGGAUCUUACAGGUUUCACUCUCUUGUAUGCACUUAUUUAUUAAAUAAUUGAUAAGAUGAUAUUAAUAUAUUGUUCAAUCAAAUUUUGAGUCUGUCUUCACUAUUUAUAGAAUUUGUCUGUCGAAGGGUGUGGUAGUUUUUUGCUCCCCGGUGAUAACUACCCAGAUUGGUUAACUUUCAAUUCCGAAGGUUCUUCGGUAACUUUUGAAGUCCCUC